Molecule: messenger RNA, 1901 nt
Organism: Selaginella moellendorffii
Lineage: Eukaryota; Viridiplantae; Streptophyta; Lycopodiopsida; Selaginellales; Selaginellaceae
Exons: 8
Coding region: 13-1833 (606 amino acids)
Biological process (GO): mRNA pseudouridine synthesis; tRNA modification
Cellular component (GO): mitochondrion
Molecular function (GO): pseudouridine synthase activity; RNA binding
Source: RefSeq, a predicted model, not a curated record
GUGAGAGCUGCCAUGGCGACGAGCGCGCCAUCGUCGGCGAGGCUCACCGUCUCGUCGUGCACAUUCUUCGAUCGAUCGGCCAGGAGCUCCGCAAUGCGGGUAAGAGCUUCGAUCGCAGCAGCAACGCCUUAUUCUUCAAGAGCAGUGCAUGAGGGCGGUAGAAAUCCUUUGGCGCUGUUCGAGAACAUCAUGCGAGAGGUGAGGCCAUUGCCGACGAUCUUGGAGGAAAUGUGGAAGAUGCUAGCUCCAGAAAAGCAGCUCCUUCGAUGGAGAAGGAAUGCGGGGGUUUUCAGCGACUUGCCAGGGUCCAGGAAGGGAUUUCUAGGCGCAGGGAUUAUAGAUGGAUCAGGGAGAAGAAUUCCCGGUGGUGGUUUGUUGCUGAGAGGAACCAGACGUAUCAAUCGUCCCUUCGACUAUCUCCGCGUUCCAAACAUGACUUUUCCCAAGCGAGAAAGGAAGAGGAGGUAUUUCUCCAAGAAGCUCGAAGAGAAGGAGUCGGACAAAGGGUGGCAUCCCGAGCUAUGCACGUAUGAGAGUGAGUUUGCCAAGCAGCAUGCGCUCUACUUCUACAACCUCUUGGCAUUUCCGUGGGAGAAGGGAGCGUUUGAGCGCUUCGUGGAUAAGUUGGAGAGGAAGUAUUUCCCAGAGGAUCACAUCGAUGCUUUGGUUCCACCGCUCGACAAGGAGCCCAAAGCGAAAGCUGGGAAAUCCAACAAGGACAAGAAACUUUCCGCAUGGCCAUCUUCUGCUCAAAGCUCGUCUUUCGAAGCUUAUGCGGCUGAUGCGUCUGUUGAGAACGUCGAAGACACUUCUCCAACUCGUCCAGCUUCCGGUUCCAUUGAGAUUUCUCCAGAUGAUUGGGAGCCCGAGGCGAGUUCUCCUGACACUUACGCCGAGGCUGUUUCUGAUGAGAAGCCAAAGAGGAAAGCAGCCGAUACUUUAACUCCAAGGCCACCUGUGAUAACUCGAACCGUGAAUUUGCCGGAAGAAUGGGACGGGCCUCUUGGAACUGUAGUGUUGAUAGACAAGCCUCAUGGCUGGACAUCAUUUUCCGUGUGUGCCAAGCUCCGUAAGCUUCUCAAAAUUAAAAAGGUUGGUCAUGCUGGGACACUUGAUCCUAUGGCGACUGGCCUUCUUAUAGUUUGCGUUGGGAAAGCAACUAAAUUCACAGAUAGCUACCAGGCGAUGAAAAAGUUUUAUUCCGGAACGCUGCGUCUUGGAGAGGCCACACCGUCUUAUGAUGGAGACACAUUGGUUUCUGAGAGGAUGCCAUGGGAGCACGUUACUGACGAGGACAUGCAAAUAGUUAAAGAAGAGUUCGUGGGCACAAUAAGGCAAGUCCCACCUCUAUAUUCCGCUCUUAAGGUAAACGGACGCACCCACCACUCCAUUUAUCUAAAGCAUACCGCUUUGUAUAUUCAGGUUGAGGGAGAAAGGCUCUACGAGAAAGCACGUCGAGGAGAGACAUUUCAAAUUCCUCCCAGAAUAAUCAGCAUUGAAGAGCUACAAGUCGAACGCGAUUCUAUUGACAGGCAAAAUUUCCAUUUCAAAGUCGCCUGCUCCAAAGGAACGUAUGUCCGCAGUUUAUGUUAUGAUCUUGGCCGUGCUCUCAACACUUGUGCACAUCUCGUCGCGUUGCGCCGGGACAAGAUUGGGGAAUUCUCAGUUGACGACGCCUGGACAUUUUCCGAGCUGGGGAGUAACUUUGCAGACGAUUUUUUGGGAAGAGCGUGCUCAAAGACUCCCCCCAUCACUGUGACGAACAUGUCGCUUGAGGACGCUUGGGAGUUCCCGGAGCUCCAAGAAAGCCGAGGCGACGAUGACGACUUCUAGGUUCGUUUUUGAGCUGGUUUGGCUGUAACAAUGUCGUGCAGUAAAACAAACCCACACAUUUCACUGGA